Molecule: messenger RNA, 534 nt
Organism: Fusarium keratoplasticum
Lineage: Eukaryota; Fungi; Ascomycota; Sordariomycetes; Hypocreales; Nectriaceae
Exons: 1
Coding region: 1-534 (177 amino acids)
Source: RefSeq, a predicted model, not a curated record
AUGGCGCAAUCCGAAGACACCUCCGACAUGCCCGAUAUGACCGAAGACUUCUUUGACUGCGAAUACCCAGAUCCUAAAGACCUCUCUCCCGCUCAGCACGAAGUGUCAGAAAUCAUGCUCAAAAUGAAAGAUGACCCCACUCUAAUGGGAAUCCGCAUGCUCGGCAAAGAUGGCAUCUUUCGAUCCCUAGAUGCCGACCGCAAUGUCGUCGAUGCCGUCGCGUGCACACCUCCCAUCAUAAAAGCCCUCUUAGACCGAAUGCCAUAUGAUGCCGAGGCUGAGAAGAGCUUCCGAGGCGUUGAUGGAACAAAGACACCAAAAGAGCAGUGGUAUGAUCCGCUACCCGGUAUCUUGCCGCCGCCACUGGAGGAGGAGCAUCGUGAACGAUCAGAAGAGGUGCUUGAAGGAUACAGAAAACAGUACUAUGAGAGGAGGAAGAAGAUUGACAAUGGAACUGCCACGCAGUGUGCCGUGUGUUUGAUGUCGGAUAACGAUCUCGGCCCAGGACUUGGGAAACGCAAGGCACAGGAUUAG